AUGGUACAACAACCUGGUCCUGUGUGGACGGUAGUCGGUGGCUUGGCCACCGCUACCACAUUUUUUCUCCUCGGUCGCAAGACCACCACCACCACCACCACCCCUCCCUCCCCCUCCCCGGCACAAGAAGAGCAGGCGGCUCUCACCACUGUCGUGGUGACCAUGAGUACGGCAUACCAUGGCAUCAACGACAGCAAGCCAACAACGGAGAUGUUGCCGGCAGCUGGGCAGCGUCUCCGUGGCGACGAGCCGACCGACAGCAGCUGUGCAGUCACGUACGAGAUGGGCGGCGUUCUACACGAGUGGGGAUGCCCGAAGCGCAAGCCCGUUUUCAGCCAAUUCAACACCACGAUCAGCGAUGAGGUCUCCCCUCCUACCUCCACCAACAUCACUGCCAGUGGGGAAGCGGCCAUGCCCUUCACAGAUACGACACUCGGCUUCUUCGUCACUCUCUUCUUCGGCGUCAUCGGCACCGUCUCCGUUUUCUGUCUUCUCAUCCUCCUUACGGAGCGACUCGGCAUCGCACUCGAAACACUGGCUGGCUACAUUGUCUGGGCAUCAGAGGCUUUCGACGAGUUCCAGGAAUACUGCAUCGACCACCUGCGUAUAUACAGCGGCAGAUGGACGCUAGCCGAGUCCACUUUGGUUGAUCUCAAUGAAGAGCUGCGGAGACUUCGUGCCAAGAUUUACCACCAUCUAGCCACCCAUACAACUGACCAGGAGGAAGUGCAAGACUCUCGUGCUCAGCAGGCGAGACUAAAGUCGGAGAUGGCUAUCACUCGAUCUAGACUUGAGGCGGAGGUGGCGUCACAACAAUACCGGGCGCAAAGAGAGCAAGAAGGAUAUUACAGGGAAAUGCGCUGGAGAGAAUAUGCUGAGGAGGAGCUCGAUAGGACGAAGCAGGAGUUCGAGCUUCUGAAAACGCUGAGUGUGCAGCUUUGUACGGACAGAGACAGCGCCUUAUACGAGGCCCAUCAUCUACGGACCACCAACGAAAAGCUCAAGGAGUUCGAAGCAAAGAGCCAGCUCAACACUCAUGUGAAGAACAAAUACGAAGCGAUGACAGAGAGCAAAGUCAAGCUGGAGGAAGCACUCAAGGCCAUCACGCAAAGCAAGACUGAUCUGGGCAAGGACCUUGAGGCCAUGAUCAAGACCAAGGCUGAUCUUGACAAGAAGUUUGAAGUCUUGACGGAGAGCAAAUUCGAGCUGGAGAAGCAGCUGAAAGCCAGGAGCGAGAGCAAGCCUGAUCUGAGUAAGAAACCUGAAGCUAUGACAGACAGCAAAAACGAUCUGGGAAAGAAGCUUGAGAUCAUGACGCAGAGCAAGACUGAGCUGGAGAAGCAACUCACAACCAUCAAGGAAAGCAAGAUCCCCACGGAGAAGAACACGCUUGCUGCAGAAGAGCUUGCUGCCACCAAGACCACUAUCUCGAGCGGCACUCAGACGGUCGAGCAUGCGCCAAUGUCACCGCCGAUCGCCGGCGCAGAGCAUGUGGACAGCGGAAACCUGCAACGUCUUCAGGAGAAAGUCGACGACCUCGAAACGGAAAAUGCACGCCUCGGCAGGGAUCUCACGAGCGUGCAGGAGAAGGUUAAUAAUGCUGAGGCGCGCGUUAGCAGCACUUUGGCAAUAGCGAGCAUGCGCGGUUUGUCGCUUAAUCAACUUGAGAAUGAUUUAGCGGACAAGAAGGAGGAGUGCACCAAGCACAACGAUACGCAUCAGUCAGCAAUUCUAGAACUUAAGAAGACACACCGCGCAGAGCUCCAAAAGACUCUCAAGGAGAAGACCGAGGCGAAUGACCAAUCAUACCAUGCUGACAAUGUGGUCAAUGAGCUGAAGAAUAUUUUGGAGGACAUGUUCGGCGAAGACGUGGGUGAGAAUCUGAUAGCUGCUGCUAAGAUCCAGACUGAUUUGACUGAGAGUGAGGAUGAGGUGGACAUCGUAUUCAAGAAUCUCGAGAUUACUACGUGCUUUGACAUUGUUAAGAAUCUAUUGACUGUUCGAGGAUUCAUUGGAGAGGAUUCUGAUUCGACUUCUGCGGUUGAUGAUCAGCAGGAGGAGUUGCAGUCGCUGUCGAGCGAGGCAGAGAUUGGUAACCCCGCGCCGGGCGGUCAGACACAAGAAGAGCAGGAUGAUAGCGCGUUACGUGAGUUUAUGAUGGAGCACGAAGACAGUGACUUCGAGGAGACUGAGAAGAAGAAGGAGGAGCAAGGCCAGAUAGAUGAAGUGGUGCAAGAUCAGCAGGAUCAGCAGAAUGCUGUUGUUGAGGAGGAUGCGCAGGACAAUGCCGCUGUGGAGCCUCUGUCCGAUCAGCAGGUCGACACCGACGGCGCUGAUGAAGGUUCCCGAAGCAAUACCCGUAACCGUAACUCGAGGGCACGCGAGCAGAGUCUAGCAUAUGGCCGUGCUCACCCGGACACAGUGCCGCCACCCGACAGUGAUCUGAGCGGAAUGAACCGUUCGCAACGCAAGAGGGUGCUUUGGCAGCAGGAAGGCGCAGGGUGGCGUUCAUUGGGCUUUCGACGAUGA
Recurvomyces mirabilis is the source of this 2529-nucleotide messenger RNA. RefSeq lists its product as uncharacterized. Lineage: Eukaryota; Fungi; Ascomycota; Dothideomycetes; Mycosphaerellales; Teratosphaeriaceae. The transcript is spliced from 2 exons. The record is from RefSeq and is a predicted model, not a curated record. The coding region runs from base 1 to 2529 and encodes 842 amino acids.